Messenger RNA from Nerophis lumbriciformis (worm pipefish), 2841 nucleotides. Its product is annotated as leucine-rich repeat-containing protein 49. NCBI's taxonomy places the organism in Eukaryota, Metazoa, Chordata, Actinopteri, Syngnathiformes, Syngnathidae. Gene Ontology annotation, molecular function: protein binding. The record is from RefSeq and is a predicted model, not a curated record.
CCGAGCAACGCCGUGGUUGUUAUGGAAACGGAACCUUUUUUUUUUUAAGCCUCGUUCUCCGUGGAAGUUUUAAAGCGCCGGAAGAGAAGCGAAUAACCGACAAGGAUCGAUUUUCGAAGCGACAACUCGAACAUUGGCGAGCUUUUGUUGUCGUUGUUGUUCGAUGCUAUUGCUAACGAGCGGCGGCUAACGUCACUCAAUGGAGUCGGCGCGGACCCGGAAACAAAACCGAGCAAACAAAAGCAAUGACAACCUUCUGUUUCUCACCCCCACGGUCAACAGUUGCAAUUUGCGCCUGAAGACGGUCAGAUCGCUCCCGGAGAGAGGCCAGCGCCUGGUUACCUCUCAUGAUUUUUUAAAGGACCCUUGCCUGACUGUCAAAGCAAUAAAUCCUCCUCAUCCAGAGCCACUGCAAGACGGCGCCCCCCGCGGUUUGCCCGUAUUCUCAUUUACAGGAAAUGAUGGCCGCCACCAACACAGCAGGCCCACUCACAGUGCGGACGCAAGGCACUGCCGCCACGCCUCACUCCCCCGCAAGCCAGCGGGUGUGUCCGGAGCGUAUCAUUCCAACGCCACAUCUGGGUUCCCCCUCAUUCACUUCCAUUGGGACGGCGCUCUAUCCUGUUUUCAACGCAUUGACCUGGACAGGCGGUGUCUGCAAGAGUGCCCUCACCUCGGCGUCAUGGACCAGCUGCAAGUUCUCAACCUGCAGCACAACCUGAUCGCCAGCAUCAGCCGUCUGUCGCUGCUGCAGCAGCUGGUGGUCCUCAACUUGUACGACAACCACAUCUCGGACAUGAGCGGCAUCGAAACGCUCGUCUCCCUCAGGAUCCUCAAUCUGGGGAAUAACAGGAUCCAUAAAAUAUCCUGCUUGGAUAACCUACAUGAACUCAACAUCCUGGAUUUGCAUCACAAUCAGAUCUGCAAGAUGGAGAACCUGAACCACCUGAAGGAGCUGCAGGUGUUGAACUUGGCAGGAAACAACAUCUCAAAAGUGGAGAACCUCCAAGGCAUGGACUGUUUAACGGAACUCAACCUACGGCACAACUGCAUCUCUUUCGUGCCCUCCCCGUGCAGACCAGGCAGCAUGCUGGGCUCUUUGUGCAUGCGCAGGGCACACGGAGGAAGCUGCAAGACCGAGGUGGACCGCCUGCCCCGCUUGCAGCGCCUCUUUCUCAGCUGCAACAACAUCACCAGUCUCCAUCAGCUAGGCUGCUCCGGAGAGUCGCGCUCCCUUUCUGAGCUCACCCUGGAUGGGAACCCUGUAGCCCUGGAGACAUGGUACAAGCAGGCCGUCCUGCGCUGUGUGCUUCACCUCCGACAGCUGGACAUGAAGCGCAUCACCGAGGAGGAUCGGCGCAUGGCUGGUGUUCAAGCUCGGAAAGAGGAGGAGAAGAGGAAGGAGAGUCAAAAGCAGACCAUUCAUAAGGAGAAGCGACGUCUAGCCAUCCGUAAUGCGGCUCAGCAGUGGGAGGGUGUCAUCGCCUGCCUGGAGCUGCCAUCCACAAAUGGCGCCAAAGAAGAGGUCAGCCCGGAGAACAGCCCCGCCCACUGCCCGACGCAGACCAAUGGGCUGCCUCAGGAGCCUUCGCCCGAUGAGCCGAGGCGUACAAGUCCAGGUGCUGGACCAGAACCAGUCAUGUGUGCUGGACCAGAACCAGUCAUGUGUGCUGGACCAGAACCAGUCAUGUGUGCUGGACCCGAGAACAGAUUCCGCACCAACAGCCGUCCAAACAGCCCCAGAGAUCCAAAGCUCGCAGAGGCAGGCAGCGUCCAGAGUCUGUCCCUGUCGGAAAGUCACCUGGCCGAGCUGGAUGGAGACACCCUACGGUUGUUCGGACUCGGCGCCCUGGAGGCGCUGGAGAGGAGCUGGGGCGCUCAGACGGCCGGCGCCGUGACCGUCAUCACCUUCCGCUACAUCCAAUUUGACGCCAUCGUACCGACGCUGCCGAAAAUCAGGGUCAAGUUCCCCAAUCUGUUGCAUCUAAUCUUCUUGGAAACCAACAUCAGUCGCCUGCCGCAGCUGGCCGCCCUGGCUCAGGUCAGGCGUCUGGACCAGCUGACCAUCCACCUGGAAGGAAACCCGGUGGUCAGCCUGGCUCUGUGGCGCUCCUUUGUCAUCUACCGCCUCCACCACUUCAACAUGCAGAAGAUCAACGGCCAGGAGGUCACUAUGAACGACAUCAUCGCCGCAGAGCGCGUUUUCGGCACGCUGGGUCACAUAGCGGCCACCGAGACGCCACGUUGCCGCCUCCUCCUGCUACUGGAGGAGUCCAGGAAGCGCCAGCUGCAGUUCCUGUUGGAGGGGCGUGGCCGGCGGGCGGGGCUCAGCCCUGAGGAGCUGCGAGACAACGGGAAGCUCCUGGGAGAAGGUCUGAGCCGAGCGCUGUUCAACUACCCGAGCCGGGACAGCAACACCGACAGCCCUGAGGAGGGUGCGAUGGAGGCGUCAGAGCGCAUCGCCAUGGUGGAUCAGUACCUCCAGGACCUGGUGCGCAGGGCCUCAGACACCAACCUAAAGGGCGAGGCCCUCCACACGCUGUGGCCCUCCAUGUUCGCCGAGAUGGUGAGGGACUGCGUGCUGGAGAUGAGGGACCGAGCGGCCUUCCGCCAAGCCAGCCUCGCCAAGUGUUCCAAGUGAACUUCUCGCCGUCACGGUCCCAUCUUUACCAGUAGCAACACACUCUCACCUCUUGACUUUUCCACUCCCAUGACUUUUUUGAGCCUGACAGGUUUAUCUCCUAGACCACUUUAAAGACUCGUGGAUUGAAUGUAUAGGCGGCCGCAUCAUCAGCUUGAAAUGACCACAAUCUUUUUACUUUGUAUAUUUUAGAAUGACCU